AUGUGCCAUACUGAGCUGGUUCAUGUUCACCUUGCGAUGAAAAGCGUGAAUGGCAACUAUUUUAGCAAAGUUAAUCAUCAUCUUUCAGGAUACAUACUAGCGGACGCUGGCUAUGAUGUGUGGCUGACUAAUGCAAGAGGAAACAAGUGGUCCCGCAGACAUGUUAGCCUCAAUCCUGAAAAGUCGGCAUUUUGGGAUUUCAGUUGGCACGAAAUGGGCGUAUACGACUUGCCAGCAGUCAUCGACCACAUUUUGGCCGUAACGGGUCAAGAGCAGCUGCACUACAUCGGCCACUCCAUGGGCACCACCAUGUUCUACGUGAUGGGCGCGAUGCGGCCCGAGUACAACGCCAAGAUCCUCAGCGCACACACGCUGGCGCCGGUGGCCUACAUGGGCAACACGCAGACGCCCCUCCUCAAGGAAAUCGCCGCGGGGGCCGACGGACUGGGGGUGCUACUGAAGCUCCUGGGCGUGAACGAGUUCCUGCCCCACGCGGACGUCUAUGGUGUCAUGGGCGACAGAUUAUGCAGCGACACCGCACCCACACAAUCUGUCUGCUCCAACGCCCUGUUCCUAAUCUGCGGCUUCGAUUCGGAGGAACUCAACACGACUAUGCUGCCGUUAAUUAUGUCACACGACCCCUCUGGAUCAUCGGUGAAGAACUUGCUGCACUACGCUCAAAACAUUAAGUCAGGAAAAUUCCAACUGUAUGACUACGGACCAGUCAAAAAUUUGGCGAAAUAUGGUUCUUUGAAAGCUCCCUCCUAUGAUCUCAGCAAACUCACUGCUCCAGUUGCUUUGCAUUAUGCAGAUAACGACAUAAUGGCAGUACCUAAGGACGUGCAAAAACUACAAAGAGAACUCCCAAAUAUGAUUGGGAAGUUCAGAGUAUCAUUCUCAAAGUUCAAUCAUUUGGAUUUCCUGUUCGCAAUCCAUGCUAAGGAAUAUGUUUAUGAUCUCGUUAUAAGACUGAUGGACCGAUAUUAA
Messenger RNA from Gryllus bimaculatus (two-spotted cricket), 987 nucleotides. NCBI's taxonomy places the organism in Eukaryota, Metazoa, Arthropoda, Insecta, Orthoptera, Gryllidae. The record is from the annotation of a GenBank genome assembly.